Messenger RNA from Patiria miniata (bat star), 450 nucleotides. Its product is annotated as UDP-glucuronosyltransferase 2C1-like. The transcript has a single exon. Bases 1 to 450 code for a protein of 149 amino acids. NCBI's taxonomy places the organism in Eukaryota, Metazoa, Echinodermata, Asteroidea, Valvatida, Asterinidae. Gene Ontology annotation, molecular function: UDP-glycosyltransferase activity. The record is from RefSeq and is a predicted model, not a curated record.
AUGUCCGGCGCGCUCAAAGCUGGAGGUACCGGUCGGAUGCUGAACACCGCCAAAUCCUUCGGCAUCAGUGAGUUCUUUGCCGGUGAGUGCGACUCUGCCCUCUCUGAUAAUGACAUGAUGGAGCGGCUCCGAUCUGCAAAAUUCGACAUCGUCGUCGGCGACAUCUUGUACCCUUGCUUCAUCCUGAUCGCGCAGAAGUUAAACCUCCGCUACGUGAACGUCAUGAACGGCAUCAUCAUGCCGAUGGCACACAGCCGGCUGGCGGGCAUUCCCAGCAAUCCGGCCUACAUACCUGGAGCUCUGACGAAGUUCACGGACGAUAUGAGCGUCUUGCAGCGCUGCCUGAACGUCUUCGCAUAUGGCCUAAACGCCUUCCUGUACGACAACUUCUUUCUUAGGCUUAUAUGUUCGAUCGUCUCAAAACAAAGUACGGAAUUCGACUGGAGAUGA